CAUCACCAGCAGCACAGAGACAUGCAAUGAGCGACCACCCGCUCGGUACCAAGGUCCGCGUCAACGCUGGUACCGGCGUCGUACGCUGGGUUGGCGCCGAUCCUGCCUUCGCCCAGGGCAAAUGGGUCGGCAUCGAGCUCGACACACCUACGGGCAAGAACAACGGUAGUGUCAAUGGCGAGUCAUACUUCUCGUGCGAGCCGCAUUAUGGCGUGUUUGUCCGCCCGAGCCAGAUGCAGGCGUUGGAAUUACGGAGGGCGCCGCGCACCUCCACGCUGCCGUCUAGCUCUGGCUCCUCGCGCAUUACGAGUAGAUCCACGACUCCAGCGCGUGCCGGAACGGGCGUCCGAACGGCGCCCACCCCGAUACCUGCCACCCCGAGCCGCUCCGUUUCGAGAACGUCGAACGCUGAUGUACCGCCCUCCCCGGUUGCAGGACCAACGGGCACGAUCCGCGCGGCGACGCGCACUAGACCGCCAGCGAUAAGGACGACUGGUCCCGCGGCUGGGCGGAGGGCGAGCGUCCUCCCGUCGUCGAGUGCGAGCUCAACAGUGCCAUCCCCGCGCAUUCCCGCGUCUCCAGCGAUGAGCCGCCGUGCUUCUAUGAUCAGCAACAGCCGCACGCAGACGCCAGUCACGGCGACACGAGGUAACACGACGGCGCGUAGGGCGGAGAGGACCGACGAGGAGCUUAUGCCACCUCCCCCGGUGCCCGAGCGCGUUCCACCAGAAACCCCCCGUCGUCCUGCAGAACCCCAGCGGAGCGGCAGUGGCCUCCCCUCGCCCCGACGCCUGUCUCGGCGGUCCCCGAUUCAGCCUGAGUCUCCCUUUGUGGCCGUGGAGCGUGCCGACUCGCCCGAAGAAGGCGACACUACCAUCCUUGCAUCACCCAUUAGCUCCUCCGUCGCCCUUUCCCCUUCCACUCGUUCACUCACUAUCCAUGGGAGCCAGUCCCCCGCCUCUCUUCAGCCCUCACCCAUUCCUUCCACUCCCUCAAACCGAACCUCACCUCCUUCUCCUAGUCCUCGCCUGCCUGCAACGCUCCCUUCUCCACAAGCAUCCACCAACCUCUCCCUCACUUCCCCACGCACUUCCACGACACUCCCCCCUGCCUCACCCCGCUCUCCUCUCACUACCCGGCGACCGCCCACUCCUGACUCCACGGCGGCCGUGUUUGCACAGAAACGUGAGCUCGAGGAGUUGCGAAUCAAAGUUCGUCUUCUGGAGAGCCACCGCGCCGAGGACCUGGCGACGAUCAAGAGCCUUGAGAAACGUGCUGCUGAGGGCGACUCGCUUCCGGCUAUCCGCGCCAAGCUCCAAGCCAAGUUCCAGGAGCAGGCGACAGAGAUCGCCCGGCUCAAGCGCGAAAACUCGGACGUGCGGUCUGAAAAUGAGCUGCUCGAGUCGCAACGGCUGGACGCGUUCGAGCAGGCAGAGAUGGCGACACUCGACCGCGAAGUUGCAGAGGAGAAGGCUGAGGCAGCGGAAGCCGAGGCCCAGCGACUCAACGAGAAGAUCCUGGAGCUUGAGCUCGAGGUCGCAGUGCUCAAGGAGGAGAACGCUGAAUACGAGAAGCCUAUUGAUGGGCUCGAGGGCGGUGUACAUACAUCCAUCGCGUACAUUCAGCUCGAAAAACACAACGAGCGGCUGAAGGAUGCGGUCAUCCAGCUGCGCGAUAUGCUUCAUGAAACCGAGAAGGAGUACAAACUUAAGAUACAAGACCUCGAGAAGGAGCUGAGCAGCAACACCGACUUGAACGGGCGCUUGGAGCUUACAACGGCCAAGCUUGCGCACGCCGAGGCGCAGGUGGAGGAUUUGAAGCAGCAGUUGGAUGACGCGCUUGGCGCCGAGGAUCUACUCGAGGAGCUCACCGAGCGCAACCUGCAGAUGAGCGACAAGAUGGAGGAGAUGCGGGCGACCAUUGACGACCUCGAGUCCCUCAAGGAACUCAACGAUGAGCUGGAGGAGAACCACGUCGAGACGGAAAAGCAACUCGAGGCUGAGAUCGACCGCGUCACCUCCCAGCUCAAGGAGGAGGGCGUGCGAUCGGCUGAGCUCGAGGUGCUCGUAGUCGACAUGGAGGCGACCAUUGGGCAGUUCCGCGAACUCGUCGGUAACCUGCAAGCCGAGAUCGACGAGCUGCGUGAGCAGCAUGCUUCGCAGCAGUACGACUCGGCAGCAGCGAGCAAGGAGAGCCAGGCGCUUCUUAACCUCAACCUCAAGCUGCAGAGCUCAGUAGUCAAGACGCAGUCCAAGACUGUCGAUCUCGAGUUGAAGAAGCUUGAGGCCGCUCAGCUAGCUGAGCACCUCCGCAUCGUGCAGGCUUACUUGCCCGAUGCGUACCUCGAGUCGGAGGCAGACUCUGUCUCUGCGCUUCUCUUCUUCCUUCGCGUGGGCGAGAAGGUCAACAUGCUCACCAGCGUCAUUUCCAACAUCCACGGCCUUCCCGGGGCGCUGCACACUGUCUCAUCAGAGGCUCUGGUCGGGGUGUGCGAGCUUCGCGGCAAGCUGCGCACCUUCGCAACCCUCAACCGUCGCUUUGCGGCAAUCAUGCGGCGCACCCAACCAGACGACUACGUUGCCCUGGGGAGGGUGGUGGGCGAGCUCGCCGGCGUCGAGUCUCGAGUCGAUGGGUGGAUCGCGAGCGUCAAGACGGACGAGUUCAAUGACGGCGAGUGUGCGCGCGAACUGGACGCGCUGCUCGCGCAGUUCAACCACCUCGCCGAGGUCAUGUUCAACCACCCCCUCGACGCGGGCGAGCAGCAGGUCGCGGCGGCGUAUACACUCGAGGACGACCUGGACAACUUUGCCGCCGCCGUCGGCUUCGUGCGUACCGAGAUCAUGGCGCUCGUCAACGAUGGCGACGUCGACGUCGAGCUGGGCGAAUACACUCUCGACGAGGCUGUUUAUGACCCUGUACAGCGCGUUUUGAACCAAGUACGCGCGGUCAAAGCGCCGGCGGGCAAGCUCGUCGCCGUCAUUGAGGAGGUCGCGGCGUCUGAAGCCGCUCUCGCACCCGAGUUCUCGGACGGCCUGCGAGACCUCGUCGGUUCCGUCAGCGCUGCGGUGGACAUGGCUGUGCGCCUGGCACAGCGCGUGCGGCAGCAUGUCGAGUCGCUCCGCUCGUCGAAAGGCGCCCUGCGUCUCUCGGACAUCGACAAGUUCCUGGCCGAGGUUACGAAGACGGACGGGGAGCCGUGGGACGUCAUCGCGUCCUUCGUCCAGCGCCUCGGCGCAGACCUGUCGGACGUGCUGCCCAAGUUCCGCGCAGCCCCGAAGUCGGGGCAGACCAUCUCGUUCGCCGCGCCCGCGCCCUGGCUCGCGCGCGUCGCGGCCAUCAAAGAGGCCGCGUCGUACAACGCCGAGGCGGAGCGCCGGGUGUCCCGCCUCUCGGACGAGCUGCGGGACAUGGUGCGUGAAAUCAAGCUGCGCGACCAAAGCUUGCAGGAGGGCAGUGUGAAGAUCGAGACGCUCGAGCGCCGCAUCGAAGGCGCGCGCAAGCAAGCCGACCACAUCCUCGAGUUGGAGCGCGAGAUCGCCAAGGCCCGCAGAGCCGAGAAGGAGUACGAGGACGCGAUCGAGCAGCUGCAGGCCGACCAGGCGGACUUGGAGGCCGAGAACGCCAAGCUCCGCCGGCGGCCCGCGAGCCAGGGCACGGCCCCGGCGCCGGAGCCCACGACGGGCGAGCAGGUCGCGGGGCUGCGCGCCGCGCUGCGCCACUUGCGCAGCGAGAACGCCCUCCUCAAGUCUCGCGAUUUGUACGCCGACGUGCACAUGCUCCCGCCGUUGCGCGCGCUGGCGCCCGCGCUCACCGCGCCAGAUAUGACGCAGGAGGACAGCGACGCCGAGUCGGACGGGCCGGCGACGCCGCUGGGCAGCCCGCGCAUCGCACACCCCGCCCUCCCCGCCACGAAGAUCGCGCUCGAGACCGAGUCCAAGAUCCUCUUGCGCGCUGUCGCGGCGUACGCGGCUUCGCCGCGCAUCGUUGACAUCAGCGGGGUCGACGGGUGGAGCUGGCACUCGCGCAAGAACUCGCCCGAGGCGCAAGCGUGGCGGCUGGCACGCGAACGCGGGCGGCUCGAGGGCCGCGUGCGCGACUUGGCGGAGCGAGUGCGUGCUCUGCGUCAGUAGAGGUGAUAAUUUACCAUGCAUCUAAUACCUCGUUCUGGGACAGGAAUGGGGAUGCAUGGCGAGAGAUGGCUAGGCGAUUG
Messenger RNA from Cutaneotrichosporon oleaginosum, 4210 nucleotides. RefSeq lists its product as uncharacterized. Gene Ontology annotation, molecular function: microtubule plus-end binding. Gene Ontology annotation, cellular component: microtubule plus-end; spindle; cell tip. The record is from RefSeq and is a predicted model, not a curated record. Lineage: Eukaryota; Fungi; Basidiomycota; Tremellomycetes; Trichosporonales; Trichosporonaceae. Gene Ontology annotation, biological process: cytoplasmic microtubule organization; nuclear migration involved in conjugation with cellular fusion; establishment of mitotic spindle orientation.